Scedosporium apiospermum is the source of this 2592-nucleotide messenger RNA. RefSeq lists its product as uncharacterized. NCBI's taxonomy places the organism in Eukaryota, Fungi, Ascomycota, Sordariomycetes, Microascales, Microascaceae. The transcript has 4 exons. Bases 1 to 2592 code for a protein of 863 amino acids. The record is from RefSeq and is a predicted model, not a curated record.
AUGGCCGUGGACGUUUCUCCCCGACUCCUUGCGGAGUUGCCGCCUGCUAAACUCUCAAUAGAUGAAAUCUGGAUUCAUCACCCAGGUUACCCCGAGUACUCAAACAAUCUGCUGUCCUUUCCCCGGGUCGAAAAAGUAAGGGAUUCGGACGCAUUGGGUGUGCGCCAUUGGGUGAUCCUGCUCGCGUGUCAGAUAGUGGCCGGAAACUCCUUUGAUGCUGGUUACUUGACAUUGGACAGAGAUGGCCGGCACCGUGUGACCACAAGCCCGGACGGUUUGUUGACGGAGAGCAAGUAUUAUUUUAGAAUCCCCGAUCUUGACGAAUACCCCAUCGUCCCAAGCUUCCAAGAUUGGCAAUUUCCGCAUCACCGUAUCCCGGACUCAUGGACAGACACCUUGGGAUCGGAUGAUCGCACGACCAGUCGCUGUGGCAUAACCAAUGUUUCUUACGCCAUUAAGAGGGCGCAUCUCAUUCCAAAAGAGGAAGAAGAUUGGUUUGCCAACAAUGGCAUGGUGCGAUAUGGAGCCGAAAAGAACAUUGACGAUGAGGCAAACAUCCUCCCGCUGAGAAAAGAUCUGCACAAAUGUUUUGACGAUAAGUGGUUUGCUUUUGUCCCUGAUAUCGUCGAAACCGGCAGCGAGGAGGCGGCCUCUCCAUACGUGUCGUGUAUUCUUUCUAUGCCGGCAGCUCAACUGUGGCCUACCUACCAUAACAUUAUUGUACGGCAUCUCCACCCACGCUCCCGCCCUCACCUUUUCGCUCGUUUUGCCUGGGCUGUACUGUUGAAGGUCAAACCGUUCGUCACCUCCGGCCCUGCGCGAAAAGUUAUUCGUCUUUCCUUCAACGAUAAAGGCGAGGCGGAGUACAACAUCGAGAGGCUCACUACGACGGAACUUCGACGUCUUUACGGCGGUGGCGGGCGGCGUUCUGUCUCCGCGCGAGGGAAGAAGAGAAAGCGUGGCACAGAUGAUACAACACAAGAUGAGAGUGCCUUUCCGUCAUCCGAUGAUGAUAACGAUAUUGAUCUCGACGAGGAUGGCCCCUGGAGUGAGACAGAGAGUGGGGACGGUAAAGAUAUCAUUUCUGAUAUCAAACUGGAGCCAAAGGGAAAAGUCGGGGUAGAGAACAGAUUUUCCGACGACAUGCUACGAGCGUUCAACUUUGUGAUAUUUCUUGAGUUCGAUGAUGGCGUAGAGUGGGGGUUUCGGGCUCCGUCCUCAAGAUAUGCUGCUGCUCUUCAAGGGGAUGCCGCUGGCCGUCUUCUGGCUAGUGAGGCCGCUACCUUGAAAUACAUCCGGGAGCACACCUCUAUUCCUGUACCGGAGGUUUUCCAUUACUGCGCCUCCCACGAAAAUGAUAUCGGAAUUCCAUAUAUCCUAAUGAGCAAGGCCUGUGGCCAUCCCCUUGGGACGUUCGACUGGCGAACACAUACCCAUGAACUCCCCAAGGCGAAAGGGUUUUCGACGCCGGAACGAGUUUUGUCAACAGAGGAGAAAGAAAAGAUUCUGCGACAGCUUGGGCGCUACGCUCGCCAGCUAUUUAGCCUUCGUUUCCCUUCAAUAGGAUCACUGUUUGAGGGUGAUGAGGGCUAUUACAUCGGCGAAUGUCUUUCCCCGGGACACGUCCUCUCGUCCCGCGAAACGAUUGAGAAUCUCCCGCGUGGCCCAUUCUCUAGUGAAGAGGAUUAUUACCUCUCUCUCGCCACAGCGCUUCGGCGACAUGCCGAAGAACUUCCAAUGGGCCACCAUGUCCUUCGUGCGCCCAUCCCCGUCCCGCAAGAAUAUCCCACCUACGCCAAAUACUACACCGCGACCGAUCGCUGGAAUGAUUUCGCGACCCUUGAAGGGAUAGUAGAAUCGAGCGUAAAUCGAUUGCAAUAUUGCCUCGCGAGCGACGUCCUUCGCGACUCCAUUAUCCCCCAUAUGAUCCGUCCUACCGACCAGUUGUCCCCCGGCUUCCCCCUCUACCACCACGAUAUCAGCAUCCAGAACCUCUUCGUUGAUGAGGACUUGAACAUCACUUGUGUCAUUGACUGGGCGUUCUCUUCUACUGUUCCGCCGGCCCAGCUGCUCGCCACCCCAGGCCUCCCACAUCCCAGGGAUUUGGUGUUAGAUUUACCCCUGGUAAUCGCCUUCCGCUCCGGCUUCGAGGGUGAGAAUAAGAAGGGUGUAAUCGAGUCCGAUGACUGGAAGGUUGGCCAGAUGGUAUCGCGAUUCACGACCCUGGUGAAGCUGGACGCUUUACAAGAUUACCACCACUUGGAGGCACUCUGGGCACGCACUCGGGAACUUAUAACUCCUGGAGAUGAAGGAGACGACACCAAUACCCUAGCUGCUACUUUGGCAACGCGAAGCACGACGCGGGAAGCCCACGUGCUAGCCAGCGAACUCGCAGCCGAUGACGAGCCUGAAAGCAAGAUUCAGAAGGAGGAGAAGGAGUACUUUGAUGUAGUUGGGGUCAGGAGACUGGCAAUAACGCGCAAGGUAGUUUUGGCAUCCAAGAUGAACCCGCGAUUUGUGGCAGAGGCGCGGCUGUGGAGAUGUAUUGAUGCAGUUUUGGAGUAUUACGAUGGGCAAGAGGAAUCUACAUAG